AUGCAAUCGCUUUUGCCUUUUGUGGUCAGCAAGGAAGUGGUAGAGCUCGUACGUUGCAUCGUGUACUGGUUUCCAGGCGAGUCUUGUGGGGACCUGAGUUGGAAACCUGCUCCGCUGCCGAGCGGAGUGCGAGUUCUCAAUUCAUCAGAGUUCUCAAAGUUUCUCAGCGAGAAAGCAGCUGCAAUGCUACAAGGUUGGAGCUUGCUGGCGGUACAUCUGGAACCAAGCUUUACUUGGGCCGCAUUUGUUUCAUUGUGCUUUUCUCAGCUUGUGAAGCUGGGUGCAGAUGCUUCAUUCCAGAAAUGGACAACUGAGAAGGUGAGUGGAGGGGCGAUGUGGCUGGCGUUGCGCGUGCUUCUUCUGGUCGGAGAUGAAACACUGGUGCUCCGCACAGAGUUGCAGAUGCACAUUCAUGGAGUUUUGAUGGAUCAAUCGAUAGAUGCGAUGCAUUUCGAUGCCCAUCCGACCGCCGUGUCUGCCAGCCUCUCCCUUGCUGGCUUUCGCGGAGCAGGUCAGUAUAGCAGCACCUUGAUCAGCUGCGAACUGACAGCUUGUCUUGUGAAUGCGCUCGCCGGAGGAGAGGGGGAGCUAACCGUGGCUGGCAAGGAAAUUGUUUUGCUUUGGGGCUACGGCGCACCCCGCUCUUGUGGCAAGCGCGGAUGCUCGCUUGAUUCCCUGCGAGACACUUUGAAAUUUUCUGGUUGCACAGAGGCGUUAAUGCAAGAUAUGCAAGAAUCUGCGAGACUUUGCUGGCUCUGUGAGAAGAUGGAACGAGCUGAACUUCAGCUUCAUCCGCCUUCUUGCGACUGGGUGUGCCAGCACAUCACUGUCCAGAGGCGGGACAGCAGCCAGGACAGCAGGUGGUUAACGAAUGGCAGCCAGGUGCUAACAUGCUUCAUCAUCCUGCUAUUUGUGGCCUACUGCGCAGCUGGCCUGGCUGCGCUCGAGCCUCGCCGAAGCCUUCCCGGGCAUCUUGUGCAGUGGCUUUGCACUGGCUGGGGUGCCAGAGAAGCGCUGCUUCAGGGCCCUUUGAAGAUCCUGGGUGGUUUGCUCAUGCUUCCCUUUGCUGCCUCCGUCAUUGCCGCACAGAUUUGGUUACGGACGAUCUCCUUCAUUGUAUGGUUGGCUGUCGCUUGUCCAUGCUGCCGUCUACAGAGAGCAGACAAUGUGUUCGAUGCUUUUGAGAGGGAGCUGGCCAUACCCCUUCUUCAAUGCUCGUUUCUGGCAUUUUCGUGUACAUUGGCAGGACUUGCCUUAGAGGGGGAGCUCUCGAGCUUUCAGCGCAUGUCUGUUGGCAUUGCAGCAACUUACUAUACCGUCAUGCUGCUCAUCUGGACAGCACCGGCGGUUCUGCAAGCCAAGGCAGGACGUGUCCAGGUGAAUUGA
This is a messenger RNA of Symbiodinium natans, 1386 nucleotides long. The record is from the annotation of a GenBank genome assembly. Lineage: Eukaryota; Dinophyceae; Suessiales; Symbiodiniaceae.